UGUCUUAUGAUCAAAUUGGAAAUAAAAUUUAUAAAUUUGUACUUAAUUGUGUAAAUAUUGUUACUUGUAUAAAAUGGACCUAUUCUUUAACUAAACGUGAUUCUACUAGUGUUGCUAUAGGCUUUGAGAAACUUUUUAACUCUCAAAAAUGUUUGCUUACUUGGCCUAAAAAAUAUCUUAUGGUGGAUGGAGGUGUUGAAUUUUGGGGUGAUGUUAUUAGAUUAAUGAAUAAAUAUAGUGUUAAUAUUCGAAUAGCUAAUUCUAAAGAAAGUAUAGGCAUUGUUGAAAGGUUUAAUAAGAUAUUACAAAAAUGGUCAUCUAUUAUUCAAGAUGCUAACUGA
This is a messenger RNA of Funneliformis geosporum, 341 nucleotides long. The record is from the annotation of a GenBank genome assembly. NCBI's taxonomy places the organism in Eukaryota, Fungi, Glomeromycota, Glomeromycetes, Glomerales, Glomeraceae.